AUGUCUUUCUUCUUGGCGACCGUUCCGCGAGGGGUGCUUCUGUAUCAUGGAAACACCAGCCCGGAGUCGCCCUCGGAGCCGGAUUGGCUUGCAUACGAGAUCGAACACGCCGAGCAGUUUGCGCAUCCAUUCCGCAGGAGACCACCACCUGGCGGUCCGCCCGGAGGACCUCCCCGGGGACCUCCCGGUGAACCGCCGAGAGGACCGCCGGGAGGGCCACCUCCAGAGUUCGCCUCGGAGCAUCCGGAUACGGAGGAACAGCACGUCAUCGGAGAUGGCGAGCUCAAACGUUCUGAACAGGAGGAAGGCUGGUUGCAUGUGUAUCGAGCAACGAAACCGCUUCAGCUUCUCUACGUCGACGGCAUGGGCGGUGGCAAGACCAGUAUGGGCACACUUGACACUCAGGAUCACCUUUUGAGAGGACUUCGAUCCACACCAUUGUCAACAAAGAAGCCAUUGAAAGCGCGGGGCGGCGGUCCGAUGGGAGAAAGAGAGCGAGCGAACGAACUCUGCGAGCUGGCCGAGGCCUGGGGCUUGCAUGGAAUCCUCCGCAUGGAAGCUGGUUUCGAGAUCAUCAUGUGCGACUUCAAGAACGACUUGGAGGAGAUCCAGGCCUUGCGUCGCGCAGACAGAAACGAUCGCAGAGAGCGGGACAGCGGCAUCAACAGGCUUGAGGGCCUUCGUGGCUUUGCUGAGAGAUACCAGGGUAUUGGUGCCUCGCGGACGUUGGUGGACUACUCCUCAAUGGUUUCUGCCUUCUUCUUCCCGGUCAACCUGACGAACCCCGAUGAGAGACGGCCGGAUCUGCCCAGGCUUGUGAAUGUCUCCGACUCUGAACUCAAUGUCAUCAAGAAAUACAUCCACGAAAGUAUCGAUUUGCGCCGCGAUGUCGAUCUCGCGCCCAUCAACUGGCAGGGCAUCUCCGAUCUCAUCGUCGGUCGAUAUGCAGACAGGAUCGAGUUCAUGGCGAACAGCAAGUCAUCCGAUGUUCUCGUGGACGAGCUCAACUUCCUACUGGACGUCUUCAUCCACUACCCGGAGAACGACGGGGAGCCUGACCUGUCCGAGGCUGUCACGCGGUGUGGAGAAUUCUACUUGCAGAGUAUCGCUCUUUCGACUGAAGCCGAUCGGUAUAUUCACGCGGCGUUCCAGGCUGUGACCUCAGAGAUAUGCUCUACUCUGUUCGAGGUCAGGGAAAGGCUGUCCAGUUCCACCAAGGUCAUAACCUCGGACCUGGAAUCGUCUACCGACGCGCUGCGCUCUUUGAUAAGUUUCCUGGGGUGGAGUCGCUUCAAGCGAUGCUCCGGCUGCGACCUGAGUGAGGUCUGCUUCAUCCCGAUGUGGCCGAUGGGAAGCGUGGAGGAUUACGAGAACCCUAGAUGUAAGAACGGAUCAGGCCUGCAUGGCGGCGAUAGCUACUGGAAGAUGUGA
This is a messenger RNA of Colletotrichum karsti, 1431 nucleotides long. RefSeq lists its product as uncharacterized. NCBI's taxonomy places the organism in Eukaryota, Fungi, Ascomycota, Sordariomycetes, Glomerellales, Glomerellaceae. The transcript has a single exon. The record is from RefSeq and is a predicted model, not a curated record. Bases 1 to 1431 code for a protein of 476 amino acids.